This is a messenger RNA of Suillus fuscotomentosus, 445 nucleotides long. RefSeq lists its product as uncharacterized. The coding region runs from base 70 to 444 and encodes 124 amino acids. NCBI's taxonomy places the organism in Eukaryota, Fungi, Basidiomycota, Agaricomycetes, Boletales, Suillaceae. The record is from RefSeq and is a predicted model, not a curated record. The transcript has 2 exons.
GAACGAACGAGCCGAAUCGAAUUCAGCUGGUGCAUUGGAUCAUUCGGUCAGAUAGAAUCGUUUGCUCCGAUGCUGAUAGAUAUUGCUACAGCAGCGUCUAAUAGCACGAUCGACUUACACAUUUCUAUUUUCGUGACGUGCCUUUGCAAUCCAGAAGCGGUACCUCACAUCCCUAAUCUCAUUGUCACACUCUCGCGUCCGUCUGUUCAGGAUCUUCUCAAGGACUUGAUCAGUCUUUCGCCAUCGUCUGAAAAGGAAGAUUCGAUCGAAACCCAAUGUGAAGAAAGCCAGACAUUGAUGGGCUCGGGUGGUGGAGUCGCGGUCUGCGCUAGCGGCCCAGACAGCUUGACGAGAGACUCGCAGAAUGCAGUCGCGAGAUUGGGUUUGACAGUGGGUAUGGAUGUGGGCGGGAUUGCUCUACAUACAGAGCUGUUUACUUUGUAAC